This is a messenger RNA of Monopterus albus (swamp eel), 6293 nucleotides long. It is a transcript of the gene gem, whose product is annotated as GTP binding protein overexpressed in skeletal muscle. Bases 4869 to 5789 code for a protein of 306 amino acids. Gene Ontology annotation, biological process: negative regulation of high voltage-gated calcium channel activity. The record is from RefSeq and is a predicted model, not a curated record. The transcript is spliced from 4 exons. Gene Ontology annotation, cellular component: plasma membrane. Gene Ontology annotation, molecular function: GTPase activity; calcium channel regulator activity; GTP binding. Lineage: Eukaryota; Metazoa; Chordata; Actinopteri; Synbranchiformes; Synbranchidae.
GUGCAUACAGCCAUUCAUUCAAAAGAAUCUAGUUUAUGGCUCCUUAUAGAUUCAAUUCAGCUCAUCCAGAGCUGAAUUCAGUCUGAAGAAGGAAAGAACGUGCAGGUUAGCCAAAAUGUUUGUGCUUUAAUGUCACAGUUUAUGCACAUUAGUGUCUUGUAAGUCGGCUGGGUUUUACAUGUGGUACAUGCUGUGAUCUGUUCAGUCUGUUAUUUGGAUAAGACUGGCCUGUUCAUGCUCUUCAACACAAAGCUGCUGCGUGGGAGCUUUGUAGUUCAGUGCUUCUGUGUGUGCUCUGAAUUCACAUAUGAUUUGUGUUCAGCUCUGUCAGAUUGACAGCAAGUAUUGUGUGUGACUUUACAUAAAGAGGGUAAUUGUUAUUUAUUGGAUGAUCACCACUGUAUGUUAAGCAACCCUGUUAUGUAAUGACUGUGUCUCUGGAUUGUUACACUUUCCAUUUAUGCAUGACAGUUGAAGGUCUGCAAUGUGUUGGUGGCAGUGUGGCGAUUAUGCAGACACCUGCUGCUGCUUUGUGACCACAGUGUGAAUUUAAACUGAUAAUGCCAGUCCUGCGCCACAAUUAAAAGUCGCCAGCCUCAUAUUGGCCUUAGAUAUUACAUGUACUAUCAGCUGUGUAGUUUUCUGUGUGGCUCAUUAAUUUGGGAUAAUAAAAUUAGACUAAGUCUGCAACUCUGAGGCUCAAAGUGGGGCAUUAAGCUAAAUGCUAGCAUGCCCAUUUAUGCUGUAAUUAUUUUUUCAUUAUCAGUUAAUCUACAUUAUUUUAUGAUUUUUAAAUCGCAGCAGUGAGCAAAUUGUGCCCAUUAAUUUUCUCACAGGCCAAGCUGAUAUCUUAAAAAAUGACUUCAGGGCUUCAUUGCGGCUGCCUGGUUAGCAUGUCUACAACAUGGCCACAGUGUCCUGGUCAGCUGCUGACCUUUGUUGCAUGUCGGUCCCCUCUCUGUCUCCCCUCAUUUCCUAUUUGCUUCUUUACUCUCAGCUGUCCAAUGAAAAGGUGAAAAUGCCUGAAAAGACCUCAUAAUUGAACAUAAAAAUAGUUGCAGAAUCAACUAAAAGUUUGAUCUCAGUUUCUCACAGUGAUGAUCCUAUCCUGCUGGACUUAUUUAAUGAAUAACGAUUAGCAAAUUAGUGUGCUAGUCUGUGCUAAUUGGCACUGAGCACAAAAUACAGCUGAGGCACCUGAUGAUGGUGUAGAUGAGACAUGAUAAGUAAAGUGAUUGCAAUUCACCCUGAGAGGACAUUAAUGUCUGUAGAAAAUUUCAUGGCAAUUCAUCCAGUGGCUAUUGAGACAUUUCAGUCUGGACCAGAGUGGUGGACAGACACAAUUAAAAAAUGGACUGUUGAAACCAGUCGCGCCAUAGCAACUGUCACCAAGCAACUUAUUAUAGCUGCUGCCCUGGCCUGGCUUUCACAGUGUUAAGACACUGUGCUUGUUUCUGAGCAAUCACAUUGUGUGUUGCAGGCAGCAGUGCUUUGGUGUUUGUAUUGGACACAUGUCCGACAAACAAGUGCCACUCGUCCAAGCAGGAUAUUGAUCCAGAUCAUUUCUCUUAAGUCUCAUGGGCCAUGUGCUGGUGUGUGCCUGAGAUGGAUAUUGUCUGUGUAAAGCUCUUACUAACCACUGCUGGCUGCCCUGCAGAGCUCUCUUUUAAGCCACGCAUCCCAGCCCGUCAGCUCAAAGCCCUGCCGUACGGAUUGAAUGAAUGACUCAGGGAGAAAGGGAAACAUUGUUUUAAUGAAGAGACUGAAUCACAGAUUGGAGGUUUAUUCUCUGUGAAUUCUGAACCUCCAUGGAGGAGCUAAAUGUUUAGCAGAGUCUUGAUGGCCAGGCCGCUGGUUGCAGGGGUAUUUUUGAGCCCAGUGCACUUUGCACAGGGCAGAGUGCAAGCCAUUAGCAUUAUUAUUUGCAUUACCAUCCACCAUAAUAGCAUGUCGGCUCUUCGAUGCCAUUUUACUUAGAAGUGGCUAUCGGAUCAGACUGGUGUUGUACCAAGCAGCUUCCAGCUGGGAAAGUGCAAGUGUGUGAAAGUGAACAGGGCUGUACUGAACCACCAAGCACUGCUGUCAAUGGAUCCUCCCCCGGGAUUUUUUCCCCCUGUCUAUACUUUCUGGCUGACCUUAUGAAACACUGCAUUUGGCAUGAAGCAAAAUGGAGAAAGAGGUCACUUCUCAGUCAGCAUCCGUAGCCAUCACCAACACCCUGGCCAGUCUGCAGCCAGACAGAGCACAGCCCUCCUUCCUUCUGUCCCUGGUCCCACUCCAGCACUUAACAAGGAUUUAAUGUUGCCCAAUCAUCAGCUAGGCGGAUCGGAUCAGAUCAGGGCUGUAAUACAUAGCAGCAGGUCCUGCGGUUAAGACCGCAGCCUGGUACAGAAGUCCUGAAAAACAACAGCCGUGAAAGUAGCAUAAUCCCACAAUUACUGCGAUAACUCUCCCUGCUCUCAAUUGUUCUUUCUCUCAUGCGCAAAGCAAAAUCUAAUGUUUAUGAGUGGACUGAAUAUGUGACGUGAUGCAGGAUCUCCCCAGGCAUUUGCUUUAUGGGUCAGUCACAAAACACCAGCUGGUGGUGUCCAAACCAUUAAUAGUAUGCUGGUGACAGCAGAUUAUGUAAUAUGGAUGUCAGGCAUGCUAACUAUCAUUGUUUGCAUUCCCAACGAUAAUCACAACAAAAAUCAUCUCAGGGCACUUUACACAGGAAGGUCUGGACCUUACAGCAUUAUAGAGAAAAACAAACAUGAUUGUGAGAGAGGAGCUUGUUAAGUAACUUGUAUUUAACUUUUCUAUUAAAAAAAGGAAGAAAUGUGUUAAAAUCAUUAAUCCAAGCAGAUGUAGUUGAGUAAAUCAAACACACUUCUUAAAAUAAUACCUCCUGUGGGCUUUUUUUAGUUGGACCAGUUUGGUCAGUCAUGGCUGUCAAUUAUCUAUCAGGGUGAACAAGCUGCAGUGAAGGUUUGGGUCAGUUAUUAUGAUCAACACCUGCACUGAAUGCCAACAUUUAUAAAUCAACUGACUUUGUCAGACACAUUGAAUAAUUCAGACUGCAGUUUAGUGCAGAAUGAAGAAGUAGGAGCAACUGUUCUCUUAACUUGUACUGAUACUGAAAGAUUAAAGGAAAGUUCCCCUCUAAAAAUUUAAUCUCUGCAGCCUGUGGUGCAUCCUUUAUGAUCAUUUUUGUGCUUUUUUUUUCUUUCUACCUUAACCAAAUCUAAACCAUAGUGGUGUCAGAUCAGUAAAUUACACAGUGAUGCUGUGUAAUGUCAUCUUGUCAUUAUGGACGUCAGAUCAGAAAAUGCUUAUGUGGGUUUCUGGAGGAAAUUUAAUAAUCUUACUUUUAAAAGGCUUUUCCACUUGUUACUGACGUUUAACACAAAAUGUGCCCAGAGAAAAACAGAUAUUGGUGUUGAUGUUUCAGACAGCUACAAAUAUUCCUGCAGCAUUCACUGUCGUGGCACAAGAAGUACUGUGUCUCACUGUCAGUGUUUGUCAUUUGCCGGGAAACGCGUUAUUGGAAUGAAACCCCCUUAAAAGGCUGCAUCUCUCAAGUAAAAUGCCUUUAUAUCGAUAUGUUUACUUCUCAAGUAAAAUGCCUUUAUAUUGAUAUGUUUACUUGUGCAAAGCAAAUAAAAUAUUGAGAGUUGUAUUGUUUUGUUAGGUGGCAUUUACAGACUGGAUAUUUUUUCCCCCACAGACUCUUAAAGGUGCCAUUUCAGUCCAGGACCUUCAUCUUUCACUCUUCCUCUGGCACUCUACUCUGAUCAGUACAGUUUUUAUACACAACAUUAUCAAAUCUACAGAAAAUGUACUUAUAAAACUGAUAAAAUGGAGUGAGUACAUGUAUUUAACUUACAGAGAACUGUGUGGUUGAGUCCAGAUAAGCAGCUCUUUUGCCAUUUUACUCCAACAACUCCACAGUGAAUGUUUACAUAUUUCUGUUGUACUGUUAAGUAAAGCGUAAUUACAAAAAUAUGACUUACUUUUGUGCUGCAGCUACAAAUGACAGUUAUGGGUUAAAGAUAAACUGUUUCAAGCCAUUUAACUACUAACAGCACAGCAUUCAGUAAGGUCAGUUAAUAAACUGAGGUUUGCCAACAUUAGAUAACUUGGCCACCAAACAAAGUAGCCCUUGGUUGUAGCAUGCUGAAUUAAUCAACAGUGCGUUUUUCAAAUUGUAUUUUUGUUAUGCACUUUGCUUUUCUUUGUAACACUGUUCUAAUCCCCAUUGUAAAAUGAGUGGGCUUUGGUGUAAACAGGCUUUAAUGCGAGCAGCCUGCCUAUACCUGACUGUGUCUGCAUAAUUACAACAGUAAAUACCCACAAACGUUCAUCCUCCACCCUCCUCUGUAUAAACUGCAGGGAAACCCCAUCAAGGCAUCGGAGGUUGGGAGACACGGCAGCAGGCACACCGAGAAAACAUCGGAUGGAAAUGUGGCUCCGGGAUGUUCCACUCAAAUGUUUUUGCGAUACCCGAAUUAAGCUUUGUUUUUUCAGCGCAAUGCGCGUCUUUGCAUCUAAACUCGGUCUGUGUUGAAAGAGCUUCAACAGUUUUUCCCCCUCAGCUUUAAUGAUGGACCAGUAACUUACCGCCCAGUUACAUCUGCAGCAGAGGUGCAGAGCACAAACCCAGUCUUACUUUACUGUCCGGUUGAUAAUUAUGGAACAAACCUUAUGGCACAUUUUUGCCUCAAGUAAAUCACGGAAACGUGUUGAUCCGAGGCGAUAACAGAGCGUAAAGACGACUUUUCUGUAAAGAAACCGGGUCUUUUUACUUUAUUUUGAGGGUGUUUGCUCGGAUAAGACAGUUACGCACUACUACGCUCUCGUUUAAUCCAGUUCAUCCUCAUUUUGACACCAUGCUGUCCACUGUGCGCCGACACAGCCUGCGCCUGCAGACCGAGCUCCACCGGUGGAGCAUCUGCGACCCCGGCAGCCACCUGCUCCCGGACGGUCUGCUGGCCCGGGUUCCCACAUGCAUCUCCCGCUCCAAGUCGUGCACUAGCUCCGCCGGGGAGUCGGACGGCAGCCGCGGUAGCUGGUCGUCCUCAGACUCUGUUAUUUCCACCGACUCCGCUGGGGAGGCGUCAGAACCCAGGAGCCCCUACCGGGUGGUGCUGCUGGGGGCCAGCGGGGUCGGGAAAACGGCCUUCGCCAGCAUCUUCGCCGGGGCAGCGGACAGUAUGGACAGUGACAACUGUGAGCUGUGUGGAGAUGAAAUGUGUGAAAAGGUGAUUGAAGUGGAUGGGGAACCAGCAGCAGUAACUUUGCUGGACACAUGGGAUGCGGAGACCGACAGUGAGUGGGCCCAGGAAUGCUACAUGCAGACAGGUGAUGCCUACCUGCUGCUGUACUCUAUAACUGACAGGGCCUCGUUCCUGCGAGCCUCGGAGCUUCGGAUAACCCUGCGCCGUUUUCGUCCUGCCCAGCACACACCAAUCAUCCUGGUGGGGAACAAGUGUGACCUGGUGCGACGCAGGGAGGUGUCAGUCAGCGAGGGCCGUACUUGUGCUGCUGUGUUCGACUGCAAGUUUAUCGAAACCUCAGCUGCCAUGCAGCACAACGUCUGGGAGGCCUUCCGCGGUAUAGUGCGACAGCUGCGUUUACGCCGAGACUCCAAGGAGGCCAACAAACGUCGCAAGCACAUAAACUGUAACACACGCCGUGAGAGCCUUCCUAUGAAGGCCAGACGUUUCCUAGACAAGGUGAUGGCAAGGAACAAUCCCAGUGUGGCAGUCUGGCUCAAGUCCAAGUCCUGCCAUGACCUCUCUGUGCUGUAGGGGCCCAACAGACACCAAACCACUGAGGAGGUGAGCAAGUCCCAGCCUGAAGAACAGGAUGUGCGGACAUGGGUUGGAGGGAAGCCUGAUUCUAAAGGCUUCAUAAUUUCAAAGUCAGUACUCUGUGUUCACAUCCACUUUCAACACAGUGAGGAAGGUGUAUACCAGAGGUUCAACAUUUCUACAGUGCUAUGUUGUAGUCUAAACUAGACUGAGUGGAUUGAGCUCAGUUUGUCAGGAUAAUUAAUGACAAUGAAGUGACAUUUGUGUCUCUUGGACACCUGGUGUGGAGGUCAGAGAUCAGCUGAUGGAAGCUGAAAUGUUUGUUCAUGUCUGUUUUUUGUGCAAAGACAAUAUUAGCCUCUUCUCUGCUUUCUUCCCUCAUCCUUUUACUCUCAUUAUCAAAUUUGUCAACUGUCAGUCCCCAAGUGCUAAGUUAUUGAAGAUUUUUUUGUGAUUGUUUUAAUUUUUUUUAAUGAAGAUCCUUUAGAAGGUACUUUGACA